Molecule: messenger RNA, 1367 nt
Organism: Anopheles merus
Lineage: Eukaryota; Metazoa; Arthropoda; Insecta; Diptera; Culicidae
Product: microfibril-associated glycoprotein 4-like
Exons: 2
Coding region: 38-886 (282 amino acids)
Source: RefSeq, a predicted model, not a curated record
UCGACGACAGUCUGCAGUAAAUCAAAAAGCAAGAAAGAUGCUGCUCGCAACAGUGUUCAUCGUGUUUGGUGCAGUGCAAAUUACCCACCGUCAGCAACUCCUUGCCGCUAGUGUUGAUCUGCAGGGCUUCCACUUCGAGCUACUGCUGACCCAUCUGACAGAGAUGGAGAAUCGGCUGCAAGCAACGCUCGCCGAAAUCGCUCAAAAUCAAUCCCAACAGCUGGAGCAGCUCUGCGGUUUGGGUGAACCACGUCCCUUUUCGGCGGCGGUUAAACUUCCCGCAGCAGGGCGACCGCGGUCAAACAGCUACAGGCUGGAAAAAAUAGCCGAACUCACCGGUGGAAAAAACCUGGCUGGUGAUUGGAUCCUGUUUCAGGAACGAUUCAAUGGUUCGCUCAAUUUCAACCGUACCUGGGACGAUUAUCGGGUCGGCUUCGGUAACCCGCUGGGUGAACAUUGGCUUGGUUUGAGGGCGCUCGAGCAACUGCUAGCCAAAGGACCGCACGAGCUGCUGAUCGUUAUGGAAAGCUUUAAAGGUACUACCGUGUACGCACACUACGAUGCGUUUAGCAUUGGCACGGAGCGCGAAAAGUAUGCGAUAAAAACGGUGGGCAAAUACGCCGGCACAGCUGGUGAUUCGCUAUCGUUUCACGUCGGUUCCAAAUUUACUACCUACGAUCAGGAUAACGAUGAGCACGGAUUGAACUGUGGCGCCCAGUACGGUGGCGGCUGGUGGUUCAAGGACUGUUACUCAUGCUUUCUAAACGGCAUCUAUGUUCCCACCAGCCAGGGCUCGGAAAUGGGGUUGAUUUGGUUCACCUAUACUGGAGCGUUUCAGUCGUUGAAAGCAUCAAAAAUGAUGAUUCGGCUGCGUAGUGCACCGUAACAAAGUUAAACCAUUUCCACAAUUUAAAUCAAAAUUCAAAACCCUUCAAUAUCAACACUAAUGCCCCAAUCACUGCGUUGUUUUAUCAUACGUCUCGUUUUGUGUUAUUUUCCAACAAAAAUCCAUCCAAUGCUUUGCCUUACAACGUCUUACGGAUGCGCUCAAACAACAACAGAAAAUCAGACUCUUGACUGCUGUAACAUUCCCUCUUAUUGCCCACUUUCAUGCAACUAUGGGUCGCAUUAGCAUUGGAAUGACUCACUUUUAGCCGUUUGCUAUUCAUCGAUCUCACAGAAGCAAACGCAAAGGAGCAAAAACAACCGCUGCCUCGAGCUGUUCGCGGACUAUGCUGCGUUGCCCUUGAACAGUGUACCCUGCCUUUGAGGGUCGACCUCGAAACGAACGUCCUGCCCGGCCUUGCCGGCAAAGCGGGUUUCGAAGCGGUCAAAAGCAGAUACCCUGCACGCGCAGGAAAAUCAAU